ACUUCAAAAAGUUUGCUUGAAAUCCACACAACCGAACCUCGUCCACUUCAUCCCCCACCUCCAGAGACAAGACAAAAACCUGGUAACCGCCGAAUCAGGAAGAAAACGACGAGAGGCGUUAUCUUUAGUGACGACCACAGAGCUCACUGCCCCAUCCCAGGCCCUCCACGUGUCCUCCGAAACUUCCAUUAGUACCAGAUUAGCCCUCUCCCUUCCCAAUCCAGUAACACCUCGAAUCGAGUACCACCUCCACCAUCUAAUCCAAAUCUAAACGACCAUUUAUUUAUUUUUCUGUAAAUGUUUUUUGGGGGAUAAAUAUAUAUAUUUAUUUGGCCAUUAGUGGGUUUUUUGUUUUUGAAGUUUUUAGUGACAGUGGUGGUGGGUUGGGGAGAGAGAGAGAGAAAUAGGCGAAAAUGGAUCACGCAGCCGAUGCUCACCGUACGGAUUUGAUGACCAUAACGAGGUUCGUGCUGAAUGAGCAGUCCAAGCACCCUGAGUCUCGCGGAGACUUCACCAUCUUGCUCAAUCAUAUUGUUCUUGGCUGCAAGUUUGUCUGCUCUGCUGUCAACAAGGCGGGUCUGGCCAAACUUAUUGGGCUUGCUGGAGAGACCAACGUUCAGGGUGAAGAGCAAAAGAAACUGGAUGUGCUUUCAAAUGAAGUUUUUGUUAAGGCUCUGGUUAGCAGUGGCAGAACUUCUAUCCUUGUUUCGGAGGAAGAUGAAGAGGCCAUAUUUGUGGAGCCAUCCAAGCGUGGAAAGUACUGUGUUGUAUUUGAUCCACUGGAUGGUUCGUCUAACAUUGAUUGUGGUGUUUCCAUUGGAACGAUUUUUGGGAUUUAUGUGGUAAAAGAUGGCAUUGAACCUGCUCUGCACGAUGUCUUGCAACCUGGAAAGAAUAUGGUUGCAGCAGGCUACUGCAUGUAUGGAAGCUCUUGCACGUUUGUGUUGAGCACUGGAACUGGAGUUCAUGGGUUCACUCUGGAUCCAUCUCUUGGGGAGUUCAUACUAACUCACCCAGACAUCCAGAUUCCAAAGAAAGGAAAAAUCUAUUCAGUGAAUGAAGGGAAUGCCAAAAAUUGGGAUGGUCCGACGGCCAAGUAUGUGGAAAAGUGCAAAUACCCGACAGAUGGUUCAUCACCAAAGUCUCUAAGAUACAUUGGAAGCAUGGUUGCUGAUGUUCAUCGGACACUGCUUUAUGGAGGUAUCUUUUUGUAUCCUGCUGACAAGAAGAGCCCAAAUGGGAAACUGCGUGUUCUCUACGAAGUCUUCCCCAUGUCUUUCUUGAUGGAACAAGCAGGCGGUCAGUCAUUCACUGGCAAGGAACGGGCCCUUGACCUAGUUCCAAACAAGAUCCAUGAGCGCUCUCCAAUCUUCCUUGGCAGCUAUGAUGAUGUUGAGGAAAUCAAGACACUCUAUGCCGCAGAAGGGAAGAAGUAAUGAACUUAUAAUUCUGAUUCUGUUACAGUAAUUACAUAAUUGUUCGGCUAUCUGAACUUCCAUCUAUUAAAUCAAUCUGUAAAGAGAGCGUACAAUAAUUUGUUGACGUGUACAACUCUAACAAGGUUAUAUUCGUAUGUUUUGAAUUAUAACCUCA
Prunus avium (sweet cherry) is the source of this 1593-nucleotide messenger RNA. RefSeq names its product Inositol monophosphatase family protein (gene FBP). Gene Ontology annotation, biological process: gluconeogenesis; fructose metabolic process; sucrose biosynthetic process. Gene Ontology annotation, cellular component: cytoplasm; cytosol. Lineage: Eukaryota; Viridiplantae; Streptophyta; Magnoliopsida; Rosales; Rosaceae. The record is from RefSeq and is a predicted model, not a curated record. Gene Ontology annotation, molecular function: fructose 1,6-bisphosphate 1-phosphatase activity.